Epinephelus lanceolatus (giant grouper) is the source of this 3072-nucleotide messenger RNA. It is a transcript of the gene kcnj11, whose product is annotated as potassium inwardly rectifying channel subfamily J member 11. The record is from RefSeq and is a predicted model, not a curated record. Gene Ontology annotation, cellular component: plasma membrane. NCBI's taxonomy places the organism in Eukaryota, Metazoa, Chordata, Actinopteri, Perciformes, Serranidae. Gene Ontology annotation, molecular function: ATP-activated inward rectifier potassium channel activity. Gene Ontology annotation, biological process: potassium ion import across plasma membrane; regulation of monoatomic ion transmembrane transport.
CGGAGGAAUACAUGGAGCUGCUGCAAGAUGAGGCAAGGAGCCAGAGACAGAGCAUAGUGAUCAUCUUCAUAGACUCAGGGGUGUCACAGUGGGAUGAGUGGCUGCAGCUAGAACUGACAUGUGACAUGAGAAAGUUGCGGAUGUCACAGCAGCACGCUGUAAAUCAAAGUCUCUGUGAGUGGUGUGGAAACCAGGGGAAACCCAGCUGAUUCUGAAACCCAGGACUGGAUGUAUAUGAAAAGACUAACUCAUAUUUUAUAGCAAACAGCCUCAGGAUGAUUUACAGUAGAGUGCCCUAUAUUUAACCUAUUAUGUAUUCACAGCACGAGCUGCCUUUGGCGUUCAGGCUGCACAGCUGAGAUGUUUUUUUAUAAUGCGUAAUGGGUCCACUCCUGCAUUCUCAUUGAACACCACAGGAAGGACACCACACCACACCACACCACAGAGACGGUGGAGGGAGGGAGUACCUCUCCACCUCACAACGUCUCCACCUCACGUUACCCAGCUAUAGUUAAGUGGCGGAGUCAGCGCAGAGCCAACUGCGCCACUGAAGCCUGCUUUGUUAUCCAAAGGUAAUAAAACUCAGCUCUGAGGCCCAUUAUGCUGCUGCAUCAACAUUUUACAUCUCACUGAAUGUCCGCGGUGAGCGCACGCCACCGGUGUGGUGGCUUCACAAUGGGACAGGGCGGUGUGGCACAUCUAUGCCCUGGUCGGUGGGUGUCGUGAGUGACGGCGGCAGCUGGCAGAGCUGGAAGGAGAACCUUCUCCUGGGACCUCGCGUCUGAGGAGCGCCUGAUCUGGAGGCAACGUGAGGAGCGCACAUACCUCCAGAAAACGGGCGACAACUAGACUUUCCCUGCUGCGCCCGGCAGCUGCUGAGGGGCUGACUGAUCGGUGAUAAAAGCACCGGGAAAGAGGAAAAUAAAGCUUCUCUCAGCGAGGCAGAGACAAACCAGUGCCUUCAGAGCCAAAAGGCUGCGGGUCCAUAGUAUGGGAGCGAUAUGUUGUCCAGGAAAGGAAUCAUUCCUGAGGAUUACUUACUGACACGUUUGGCUGAGAAUGUCCUUCAGCCAAAGUUCAAAGCCAAGCCGAGGAAAGCUCGGUUCGUCGCCAAGAACGGCACCUGCAAUGUAGCGCACACUAACAUCCGAGAGCAGGGUCGCUUCUUGCAGGACGUCUUCACCACUCUGGUUGAUUUAAAAUGGCUCCACACGCUCGUCAUUUUCACCAUGUCCUUCCUGUGCAGCUGGCUCCUCUUCGGGAUGAUCUGGUGGCUCAUCGCCUUUGCGCAUGGCGACCUGGACGAGAGAGGAGACGAUUUUGUCCCGUGCGUAACGGACAUUCACUCCUUCUCAUCCGCCUUCCUCUUCUCCAUAGAGGUCCAGGUGACCAUCGGCUUCGGGGGCCGGAUGAUCACGGAGGAGUGCGUCUCCGCCAUCAUCAUCCUGAUCGUGCAGAACAUCGUCGGCCUGGUCAUCAACGCGAUCAUGCUCGGCUGCAUCUUCAUGAAAACUGCGCAGGCCAAUCGGCGCGCGGAGACGCUCAUUUUCAGCAAGCACGCCGUCAUCUCCGUCCGAAACAACAAGCUGUGCUUCAUGAUCCGCAUCGGGGACCUGAGGAAAAGCAUGAUCAUCAGCGCCACCGUGCGGCUGCAGGUGGUCAGGAGAACCACCACGGAGGAGGGCGAGUUCGUGCCUCUGGACCAGAUCGACAUCCACAUGGAUAACCCGGUGGGCACCAACGGUGUCUUCCUGGUGUCCCCCCUCAUCAUCUGUCACGUCAUCGACAAGGACAGCCCUCUGUAUGAGAUGUCAGCUUUUGACUUGCAGCAUCAGGACAUCGAGGUGAUCGCGGUGCUGGAGGGGGUGGUGGAGACCACGGGCAUCACCACGCAGGCCAGGACCUCCUACGUGUCGGAUGAGAUUCUGUGGGGGCAGCGCUUCGUGCCUACGGUCUCAGAGGAGGACGGCAUGUACGCGGUGGACUACUCCAAGUUCGGUAACACCAUGAAGGUGCCGACACCGUGCUGCAGCGCCAAGACGCUGGAUGAGGCGGGAGGCAUCGCUCGGUUUAAGCUGAACGAGGGCCUCACCUUGCGGCCGAUUGUGAGAAGGCGGCGGGGCUCUACGUUGGUCCACAGGACCAGGAUGGAGGACUAGUGAACUGAUCUAUGUCAACCAGCAUUUUAUAUAAUGAUUUAUUAUUUAAGUUUGAAGAUAGUGAAAUGACAAAAUCAUAUUUAUUUUAUAAUUAAUACAUGUUACGGAGCAGCUGUAAUCAAGGGGGCAGGUUUGGUUUCAACACUGGGGGUCCUCCGCCAGAAUAUGUGGAGCACCAAACACUUAAUUAAGUUUAUGCACCAAAUUGUACAAUUUCUGCAUCAAUUUAUGGUGUAAAUGUCUCUAGUUCUGUUUAAACUCCACUGCUAUCUUCAUGUUUUUAUUAAGGGGGACAAAUGCACAUGUUCUACAUAUUGAAGGGGGUGUGUUCCCUGCUUUCCCCCUGAUAUCUAUGCCUAUGCCUGCAAUCAGUAAUCCACAUUACAUCUCUCUGCAGCCAGAUGUAUGCACGCAUCAUCAAGCUUUUUACUCAGGGUCAGUGAGAAGAAUGCACAAAGACAGAAUGCACUGAGAACUGUGAGGAGUCCUGGUACCCAGAAUGAACAGGAAGUCCACUUUGGAUAUGCUUGAUUUUUUAUUAUUAUUAUUAUUAUUAAUAAAGAGUGACUGCAUGUAUUUAAAAGAAAUAAAGGAGAAUGCUUUACGGAAACUGUGUUGUGGAUGGAGAGGCCACAUUAUAUGCUCCUGAGUCCCUAACUUUUGUUUGGUAUGCAUUUUUAAUUUCUCCUAGCUAUUUGGGGUCAGUAGGACCUGAAAAGUAUAAAAAAACUAAACAUUAUCAAUGGUAAUUAAGUCCUAAUGUCCUCAAACGAGUACUUCCUAACAGUCUUAGUCUGUUGCUGUUGCCAAACUUGGUAAAAUUUGUUGCCACAUCAAACUCCACCUCUGUGUCUGGAUCGGCUGCAGACUGAAUUGGCAGAGAUGGCUGCCAUCUUGUUUUUACAUGGAUUAG